AUGAUUCAACUGGGACUUUUAAAUGGAGAUGAUUAUUAAAUAAGGUUGCUAUAAGCUGAAAAUAAUUCAUCAAAUGAAAUUGAAUUUCAAAGGAGUGGAGGUAUUAUUCCUACUAUAUACAUGGCCCUUAAAGAUAAAUAUGGGUAGAUUGUAGGAUCAGAUUUUUCAAGUAAAGUUAGAGUAAGCGUAGAAACUACAAAUUUGGAUAGCAAGCAAAGUCUUUAUUCUCCAAUACUUGAGGGCACUCUCUCCUUCGAUAUAAUAGGAGGCAUAGCAUAAAUAUAAUAAAUUUCAAUUGUUGGAAAUCCUGGCAGUUCUUACAAACUUAUAGUUACAACAGAUGGAAUUGAUUUGACUAAAAAUUCAAAUAAAGAUAAAAUGAAUGAAAAAGGUACCUCAAACCUAGAUUUUGAUUUGAAAAUCGAACUAAGAGAAUGUGAAAUUGGAGAAUAAUUUACUGCUGUUGGAAAAUGCUAGAAGUGUGAGUAGAGUUUUUCAUUAGUAAAAAUGACUUCUCCAGGAUUUUGUGAAAAUUGUCCUUCAGAAAAAGCCAUUUGCAAUGGAGGUGCUGAAAUAGGACCUCAGCCUGGAUUUUGGAGAAAAAGUAAUUAAUCUAAGGAGAAUGCUUGUUAGGAUAUUAAGGUAUUCUUUGCGCUGAUUGUAUCAAUGGCUAUUCUAGGGAUAAUGAUUACUAAUGUGGUAUAUGUCCUGAGCCUGCUCUUAAUGUAUUAAGAUUGGUUACGAUUUUCAUAGCAUGUGUUAUUCUUGUUGUUCUCAUGA
This is a messenger RNA of Stylonychia lemnae, 780 nucleotides long. The record is from the annotation of a GenBank genome assembly. NCBI's taxonomy places the organism in Eukaryota, Ciliophora, Spirotrichea, Sporadotrichida, Oxytrichidae.